This is a messenger RNA of Mobula hypostoma (lesser devil ray), 3805 nucleotides long. It is a transcript of the gene cacng4b, whose product is annotated as calcium channel, voltage-dependent, gamma subunit 4b. Gene Ontology annotation, cellular component: voltage-gated calcium channel complex; AMPA glutamate receptor complex; postsynaptic density membrane. The record is from RefSeq and is a predicted model, not a curated record. Lineage: Eukaryota; Metazoa; Chordata; Chondrichthyes; Myliobatiformes; Myliobatidae. Bases 644 to 1630 code for a protein of 328 amino acids. The transcript has 4 exons. Gene Ontology annotation, molecular function: channel regulator activity; voltage-gated calcium channel activity. Gene Ontology annotation, biological process: neurotransmitter receptor internalization; transmission of nerve impulse; positive regulation of synaptic transmission, glutamatergic.
AACACACUUCACUCCCCGCGAUGCUCACUUCGUUGUGAAAAUACUGUUUUCAUUGCACCAGGCACGGGAUAAUUAGACACCGCGUGAGAUUCGGAAAUGUCAGGCACAUCUAGACAACUCCCCGAAUACCCAACAGACUCUCGCUCAGUAACCGGACAGCCUGCCUCCUGGAUGUGUAGCUCCGUCAGGCGCUGAGCAUUUCGAUGAGAUUUUCAGUUCGAGCAUACAGGCGGAACCGGGUCACGUACCAGAAUCCAGUGACGAGUGAAUCAGGAGGAAGUGGCUAACGCUGCCUCUCUUCAAUUUUCAUUCAAGUCCCUUUCUCUCUUCGUCGGUUCGCCCUUGUUUCGAUUCUCCCAGCAGCGCGGGAGGAGAAGAGCAAACGAGGGGAGGCUGUAAGCCAUCCUGAACAAAGCUUCGGCGGAUUGAAUUGUGAAGUUGCCCUGCUCAGUUGCAAACAGUGGUUUUAUCUUCCUGGAGGUGGAAGCUGGCCCCGCUGGAGGGAGGAAAAGCAAGAGCCAGGCAGAUGGAAGUUGGGGAAAAGCAGCAUGUUCCCCGUGAAAGCUCGCUCCUGCCGUAGGCAGCGCUGGUCCCAGGCGCAACCUUCCCCUCUCUCCGCUCGCUGGCCGGAUUAUGAUGCACCAUGGGCUGGUGCGACCCCGGAGUACAGAUGCUCUUCACCAUGAUGGGCGCUUUCGCAGCUUUCAGCCUGAUGAGCAUCGCCAUCGGCACCGACUACUGGCUGCACUCACGGGCUUAUAUCUGCAACAGCACGAACAGUACCACCGAGGAGAACCAAGUGAAAAAGGAGAAAGGGGCCAUGAUCCACUCGGGUCUCUGGAGAGUCUGUUGUGUGGAAGGUUUUCAAAAAGGAAAUUGCUUCAGAAUCAAUUAUUUCCCUGAAGAUGAUGAUUAUGACCAGGAGGGUUCAGAAUAUCUAUUACGCAUUGUCCGUGCUUCCAGCCUAUUUCCCAUCCUGAGUGCCAUACUCCUGCUCUUGGCGGGGCUGUGUGUUGGAGUUGGCAAAUUGUACAACAGCAAGACCAACAUUAUCCUUAGUGCUGGCAUCUUAUUUGUAGCAGCAGGACUGAGUAACAUAAUUGGGAUCAUUGUGUACAUAUCAAGCAACACCGGCAACCCAUGGGAUAAGGAUGACGAUGACAAGAAGAACCUGUAUUCCUACGGGUGGUCUUUCUAUUUCGGGGCUUUGUCCUUCAUCGUAGCAGAAAUGGCAGGCGUCUUAGCUGUGAGCAUCUACAUUGACAAGAAUAAGGUUGCAAGGAGCAGAUCACACCGCGAGUAUCUGAAGACUUCCUCCUCGCCCUAUUCCAGGAUGUCCAACUACAGAUACAGACAGAGGAGGCGAUCCAGGUCUGGCUCCCGGUCAGAGGAACCGUCUCCAGCUCGGGAAAUCUGUGCUGCCGGCAACAUGAAGAUGGUGAGUACCGUGGUGCCACUGAGCGAGAUCUCCAUGUACACUCUUUCAAGGGAAGCCAGCAAGCCGCCAGUUGGAGCCACCUACCUCCCGGAACAAGAGGAGAGUUUCCUCCAGGUACACAACUGCUUCCAAAAGGAGGCCAAGGAGGGAUUUGGCAUGAACACGAUGAACAGGCGAACAACACCAGUCUGAGGCACCAGGUUUAUACCCCAUACCCCCACCACUCUGACUCAUUUCACUUUCCCUGUCCUGUUGAAAGUACAGACCAGCAGAAAGGUCUAGAGACCAGGAGCAGGGUGUCCCACCAGCCUGGCCUCUCUCUCUGUCAACGGGUCAUAGAUUAGCCAUGGUGAAAAAUGGAAAGGAUACGAGGACAAAGAUUAACUGAACUGUGCGGAAUGGGCAGCGGAUGAAGUCCUUGUUAUCUAUCUAAAAUUCCCAUACAGGGAACACUGAGAACAUGAGAUGCACCCGCCUCUAUGUAAUUGGUGAGAAACUCAACUGUUAACACGGAAUUAACACUUUAAGCAUUAAUGUUCACUCUUACAUCUCAUUCAACUGGAAUACCAAGGUCAAUGACUGUUUAACUGCAAGCAGAAAUACUCAGUUUUAACCUUUAAAUGACGGGAAGGUCUGAUUAAACCGCUACUGCCAGUGAAUUUUUGUUCUUGUUGUUCACCUGUCAAACACUGGGAUCUGCGCACAGCCCAGGGCAUGGCCGAAGGAUGAAAUCCGUUGUGGCUGGCUGACGGGUGCCUUAUUCCGCCAAUAACUUGCACCAACAUUUCCUUCAUUUUAGCCGCUCUCCCAUUAAAGAAAUUAACCCAGACGUGUGUGCAGUGGAAUUGACCGUGUAUAUUUGUACAACAAUUCAGAAGAUGAAUUUUAGCGACAUCAUUUAGUGGCUUGAGGAUGUUCAAAACCCAGAACAACUACAGGCUUGGAUCAGCAAGUUGAUUAAUGUACUGGACAAAACCUCAAUGUCUUCAUUGGUUGUGUUUCUCGUGGUUUUCCCUCCUCCAAAAUUUGUCACUGUAAAGAUGUUAAAAGGUAGCUGUGUGUACAAUAGUAAACCUGAUCGCUAAUCAGAUUAUUGUGAAACUAGGAGAGGAGAGAGCGACCCUUGCCUAUCUGGCUCUUGUAAAGUAUUUGUGAUAAUAAACUAGUUUCUGGACAUGCUGGGAAUCUCUAAUUGUGCAAAGAAAGAGUGUUGUCCCAAAAAUAGAGGUUCCUUAGAAACCCUCUAUCUGAACUUGGAAGGAAAUCCCUUUCUGGAAAAAGAAGUGGUCAAGUGUACCAGGUUUCAGUAGCAGAAUAUUUAGGAGAUAAUGAUCAUAAUAUAAACUUUUGGUUAGCUACAGGAAAGGAGGUGGAAUCCAAAAUAAAUAUAAUUAAUUGGAGGAAGGCCUACUUCUCCAAUCUGGCCCAGGUAAACUGAAACUAGAAGCUGAACAGACAAAACUGUAACAUGACAAAUGGGCUGUUUUUAAAGAGGAGAUAGUUUGGGUACAGUUGAACCACCUCUCAUUGAAGCACCUUCAAUAACUCCAAAAGACUGAAGUUGGGUAAAAUACUGAAAGGCUUUUAUUCGCUGUACAAUACGACCUCCACGGUGAGUGUCUGCCCCCGGACUGAGGGGGAGGGGCAAGGUGAAAUCACCUUUAUACAGGAAUCUGUGGGAGGAGCCACAGGGGCAGACAGCAGAGGGGCGUGUCCAGACAGUUAACCCAGUUACAACAUAUACAUGGUUUACCACACUCAUCAGAGACAAAGGAAUAUCAAAUACAGAACUAUCUAUGAGAUACAGAGGACAACAAAACAAAAGCUGUUUAUGUCAAAUGUAGGCUGGUAAUUACCAUUAAAAAAAAACAACAAAAAGAUCUGGGGUAUUGAAAAUUACCAAAGAGAACGUAUAGAAAAUAAUAACAGCCAAUAGUAGUAAAAGGGGAAUUUGUGGACUAAUGGUGCACAUUGGAGACAAAAGAGGCAACUUACACAUAGAUACUAAGGAUACAGUUAAAGCACUAAGUGAAUACUUUGUAUCUGUCCUAAACAGGGGAAGGGGGUGUUUUGAAAAUAAUGGUGAAAGAAGAGAUAGUUGAGACACUGGAUACAUUUAAAAUUGACAGAAGAGGUAUUAGAAAAGUUAGCAAUUUAUAAUAGGCAAGUCACCUGGUAUACAUGGCAUACAUCCUAUGAUUUUAAGGGAAUUACAAAAUGAAGACUACAGAAUACUGAUUAUGAGUUGCUCUUUGCUCUUUAUGUACAGGGCAAGUGCCAAAGGACUGAAGAAUAGCAAAAAUCUUCCUGUUGUUCAAAGAAACAGAGUAAUACAGGCCAGUCCUUUUAAACCUGGCUGUGCAAAAG